CAGCAACAACAACAACAACAACAACAACAACAACAACAACAGCAGCAGCAGCAGCAGCAGCAACAGCAACAGCAACAAUCUGAACCUGAUAAUGGCUUACUUCCCACACCGCCGAUUGCGAUGAGGGAUAUUUAUGACGGCAAUAUUCAUACCACUAUGAGCAAUAGUGAUAAUGACCCUAUGUUACUGUCUCCACCUCUUACAGCUUUCUCUAAUGAAUCUUUAGCAUCAACAUCCCCACCCCAUACCAAGAGAGCUUCAAUAUCUUCAGAAACUACUUCAGUUUCAACAUCAACAGCAGCAAUGGAUAUAAUCAAGGGUUUUGAAAGCUGGACUGAAGAAGAUGAUAAAAUUCUAAUGGCUCACGUCUUAUCCAGGUAUAGUGGCGCCAGGUGGGAAGAAGCUGUGAGCAAGCUUAACCAUCAACAUACAGUUAGGGGGUGUAAAAGGCGAUGGGAGAUGUUGAGAGAUUUACUUUUACGUGGUGCAACCCAAACAGGCAUACAGGGAUGGUCAUUGUAGCGUCCAUACUAAUUUGUGCCCUGCGUUAUUACUUAUUUGAAAAGUGCAUGCAAAAGAUAUAAUAUACACAGUAAUUAUCUUUAUAUAAAUAAUAAUAUCAAUUAUCUUUAGUAA
Messenger RNA from Mycotypha africana, 636 nucleotides. RefSeq lists its product as uncharacterized. The record is from RefSeq and is a predicted model, not a curated record. The transcript has a single exon. NCBI's taxonomy places the organism in Eukaryota, Fungi, Mucoromycota, Mucoromycetes, Mucorales, Mycotyphaceae. Bases 121 to 522 code for a protein of 133 amino acids.